AUGGGGAACAUCUCUCCCUGGGAAAACGCCAAGCUCAAGGUGGUGGGCCCGGAGGUGCUUCAAAGGCAGCACAGGGCCGUGGUCUGGGUCCCGGGGGCUCCCGAUGAACCGGCCGCGGUCCUGGAGCGGCUGGAGAGGCAGAAUCCUGGGCACAUCACCGGGAGCUGGAAGAUUAUGGCUGAGAACGUAGGGGGCUACCAGGGAUGCAAAGGGGCCUCGGCGAUUCUGUCGAGGAAACAGGCUGCGGUGCACACAGCCAUUUCACUGAUACAAGAGCCUUGGCUCGUCCGGGGCCGUAUCAGUGGCGUGGCAGCAUGCGGGAAGUUAUUUAAGCCUCCAACAUCCGAAAAGCCCAAAGCCUGCGUAGCGGUGAAGGGCGUUGACGCUCGACUAAUCCCGCAUUUAUGUUCCAGAGAUGUGGUAGCGGUCGAGCUUAAUGUUGCCGAUUCCUUGGGAAGUAGGAAGAGGGUGGUGGUGUGCUCCGAGUAUUUUCCUCAUGACGAGGGGGCCCCGCUGCCGCCGGAACCGGUGACCAGACUGGUAGAGUACUGCCAGAGUGAGCGGCUUCCCCUGAUAGUGGGGUGCGAUGCUAACUCGCACCACACGGUUUGGGGUAGCACGGAUACCAAUGAUAGAGAUGGGAGGUUGUUGGAAUUUCUAGCGUCGACGGACCUGGAGAUUCUUAACAGAGGUAACAAGCCCACCUUUUGCACGGCGGUGAGGAGAGAGGUUCUCGAUCUUACUGUCUGUUCUAGAUGUAUAUCGAGGGAUGUGGUCGGAUGGAGGGUCUCGCGCGAACUUUCACUAUUAGACCAUAGGCAAAUCACCUUCAAGCUGGCUUGGGCCAAAGGAGGCACUGAGGAGGAACUGGAGUUCUGGGUGGAUCAUCUGCAGAGGGCUCUGGUGGAGAGCUACGAAAGGAACUGCCCAGAAAGGGCGGUUAAAAAUUCCAGGGGCAACUCCUGGUGGAAUCCCAAGCUGCAAGAGCUCAGAAGUGCGGCUUGGAGGGCCUGGAAUAGGGCCAGGAACACGGGCCGCCAGUCGGACUGGGAACUUCAUAGAAGGGCCCAGAAAGACUACAGAGACUUUGUGGUAAGGGCUAAGAAAAAGAGCUGA
This is a messenger RNA of Solenopsis invicta (red fire ant), 1116 nucleotides long. RefSeq lists its product as uncharacterized. Lineage: Eukaryota; Metazoa; Arthropoda; Insecta; Hymenoptera; Formicidae. Gene Ontology annotation, molecular function: catalytic activity. Bases 1 to 1116 code for a protein of 371 amino acids. The transcript has 3 exons. The record is from RefSeq and is a predicted model, not a curated record.